AACCGGCUUGUCACCAUUCAAGAGAAAUGGCUGCUUUCUUUAUUACAAUAUAUUAGCAACAAAGCUACAGCAAGUAAUGUUUUCAAAGGGUAGCACUGUGCUUUUGAGACCAGUAGCGGCACAGUUUAGUGGUGUAAAGUAAUAUAAACGUAAAUGUUGCGUCGCAAUUUGUGUGAGUUUUGCUGUGAGCCACCUGUAUGCCGGCUAGCGAGUAGCUGCAAAGCCGAGACGUCGCUCAGCCAGUCUUCCAGCCCGGCUGCGGUCUGUUGAUGGUACACCGGAUCUCCAAACAGAUCCGAACCGCGUGUUUUGGUUUAGCCGAAGUUAGUAAAUCAGGGAACCCCGGGCCUAAAUGCCAGAACAAGGCCCCAGGAUGAAUGGCUUUUCUAUCGGUGAGCUGUGCUGGCUGUUCUGCUGUCCACCCUGUCCGAGUCGCAUCGCGGCCAAACUAGCUUUCCUUCCACCGGAGCCCACGUAUUCCGUGCACACCGACGCUAACGGGGUGACUAGCUUACAUUUAACCGAGCGGGCAGACUGGCAAUACUCCCAGCGAGAGCUCGAUGCAGUGGAAGUGUUCACCACUAGAAGCAGCCGGGGUAACCGGGUAGCAUGCAUGUUUGUGCGUUGCGCUCCGAACAGUCGCUACACGCUGCUGUUUUCCCACGGUAACGCUGUGGACCUGGGGCAGAUGUGCAGUUUUUACAUCGGCCUGGGCUCCAGGAUAAACUGCAACGUGUUCUCCUACGACUACUCAGGCUACGGAGUCAGCACCGGCAAGCCUUCAGAGAAGAACCUGUAUGCGGACAUCGAGGCGGCCUGGCAGAUGCUGAGGAACAAGUACGGUGUAACUCCUGAGAAUAUCAUCUUGUACGGUCAGAGCAUCGGCACGGUGCCCACCAUCGAUCUGGCUGCUCGCUAUGAAUGUGCUGCCGUCAUCCUGCACUCGCCACUAAUGUCGGGCUUACGGGUGGCCUUCCCUGACACACGCAAGACUUACUGCUUCGAUGCCUUCCCCAGUAUCGACAAGGUGUCCAAGGUGGCGUCCCCGGUGCUUGUAAUUCAUGGCACAGAGGACGAGGUCAUCGACUUCUCCCACGGCUUGGCGAUGUAUGAGCGCUGUCCCCGUGCGGUCGAGCCUCUUUGGGUGGAGGGAGCCGGCCACAAUGACAUUGAGCUAUAUGCUCAGUACCUGGAGAGGCUCAAACAGUUCAUCUCUUUCGAGCUUUCCACUUCUUGAGGACCUUUGACUUCGGGCCCGGGUUCAUUUCAAGACACUCAAGAAUUAUCCUCAUCGUUUCCUCUGGAGGGAAUAUGGAGUUCUUCAAGACCUGCUGGUGCUCCUACGAGACACAACAAGCUGCUUUGCUAAUGAGCCCGGGCCUCGACAGUGUUUCUAACUGCUGCUCAGUCUUGAUUCAUUAUCCACUCCAAAUCUUUGCUUCCUUCCCACUCUCUACUUAUUCUAUCUCCUUCUAUCUUUUGUAUGUCACACUUUCAUAUCCUUCAUCCUGUUUGGUCCUCGAGUCCCCUUCUUUUCUUUUGACUGAGUAUUUGCAAUGUUGAGUUUUGUAUUCUUUUAUACAAGGUAAAGAAGUAUCAGUUUUGCACCUGAAGAUACUGUGGAUGAAGAUUUUCCUUUCUUUAACUUUACCAUUCAGGGUUGAUUACAGGGUUGCACUGUAAUGUUGCAUUUUCUUAGCUGACAUUUCAUUAUGUUUUUAUUUGAAGUAAAACUGUGAUUUUUUUUCCUCUCAUAUUUCUUUUGCUGGCCAGACUGCAUCCCAGCUUGUUUAGGCUCUGUGCUCUCUGUGAUGCACGCUGCUCUCUCAUGUAGGGAGAUGAUGAUGGCAAACUUCAACUGGCACGUUCCACAUCUACAGCAGUUUGCUCCUUUAGAUGUUGUACAAAUUUCAAGCAGAGAGGUUUGAAAUGCAUUGUGGUGAGAGGAUCGUGUGCACCAGCUGGCCUCACCAGUUAAUCAUUGAUCAUCUCAUCACAAUGCAGUGUUUCACUGGGAGACCUUUGGUCCUGCAAUACAUAUUUUACCUUGAGACACGGCACAGCUCACUAUGGCAGUGGCACUCCCCGAUCACUACAGUCACAGCUGUUGUGCAGGUGUUCGUGUGUGGUUAUAAUGACUUGGUCACUCACACACAGCUGGUCUCAGUGGAUAUUACAUAAGGAUUGUGGGCAGCAAAUUAAAGACGUGGCAUCAUUUUCUUAGGCUCUUUGAUAACUCAUAGAAGGUUGCAGGCAAACAUGGCUUACUGUUUGAAAUCCGUUUGUAGCCUCACCAUAGCAUUUAGCUUCAACCGUAAACAUCAAUAGUCUUCCUGCUGUUUGUUGCAAAACAUUAAACAUUUGCUAGUCUUAGUAUGUGUGUGCACUUAUAAAAUUCACAUUUGUAAACUUUGUAGUCACAGUUGUUUCCCUGUAAUCUUACAGUCCUAAUAUUACUUGUGACCAGUGUUGGUCAAGUUACUUGAAAAAAGUAAUCAGUAACUAAUUACCGAUUA
This is a messenger RNA of Neolamprologus brichardi, 2516 nucleotides long. RefSeq names its product abhydrolase domain containing 17C, depalmitoylase (gene abhd17c). Gene Ontology annotation, molecular function: palmitoyl-(protein) hydrolase activity. Gene Ontology annotation, cellular component: plasma membrane; endosome membrane. NCBI's taxonomy places the organism in Eukaryota, Metazoa, Chordata, Actinopteri, Cichliformes, Cichlidae. The record is from RefSeq and is a predicted model, not a curated record. Gene Ontology annotation, biological process: protein depalmitoylation; regulation of postsynapse organization.